Nasonia vitripennis (jewel wasp) is the source of this 1931-nucleotide messenger RNA. RefSeq lists its product as uncharacterized. The record is from RefSeq and is a predicted model, not a curated record. The transcript has 5 exons. NCBI's taxonomy places the organism in Eukaryota, Metazoa, Arthropoda, Insecta, Hymenoptera, Pteromalidae. The coding region runs from base 206 to 1666 and encodes 486 amino acids.
UAUACACAGCUGCCUGCGUACCAAUCCAUAGACUGUUAGACAUAACCUUUUUUAUAUUAAAUUUAAUCUUGCUUUUCCUCUAAACAUUGACAUUCGCGUACAUACUGGCAAGCACAAGUUCGCGUUCAAAACUAAGCUGAUAGUAAACAUUAGGAGGAGCAUCUUUAGAAACUUCCAAAGAAACUACUCUCAUUCCAAAGAUAAUAUGCCAUCAGCAUGUGCAGUACCUAGCUGUAAAACUGGAAAAUCAAACAAGCUUAAGCAAAGGUUAUCAAUUUUUAAAGUGCCAAAUAAUGAUGACUUGAGAAAGAAAUGGGAAAACGCUAUUCCUGAUGUCUCUUCUUUAAAAACUACCCAGUAUGUUUGCGAAAGACACUUUGAAGAACAAUACAUCAUAAGGAGAUACAUAAAGCAAGACAAUGAGGGAAAUGUCAUAGCCGAUAUUCCAUACAAGCGACCAAGACUGCAAGUAAAUACAGUGCCAAGUUUAUUUAAGGAACAUAUUAAACCUUUGAAUAUAAAUGAAAGUAACGAGAACAAAUUAGAACCAAUUCAAAAUGACUGUAUGACAAAUACUCUUCCACAACUUCCACCUUGCAAUGAUGACUUUGGUUCUAUUAUUAAUGGUAUAGAAAUACCUCUUCAACCAAGUUGCGAAAACAGUCAACUCUUUGCUAAUUUAUCCAUGCAAGACUGUAAUCUAUUCAAUAGUAAUGCAAGCGAAAAAUUAUUAACAAGUUGUAGUAUAGAUUUAGAUGAUGAGAAAAGAGUUGUAAAUGACGAUGUCAAUUUAUCUAAAAGUAAUCAAUGUCAAAAUGUUGAUUGCAGUGGAAAAAUUGAAUGUACAGAUUAUGAACUUUUGACAACAGCUUUCACAGUCAAAAAUGAAAAUUAUGGUGCAAAUGCUGAUACUUUGCAAAUUAAAGACGAAUUGAAUAUCACCAGGUCAAUCACUGGAGAGUUGGACUCAACGUUAUACACAGUAAACUAUGAAACUUGUAAUACUGUGGAUAUACUUGACUUGGAUCAUAAUUAUACAGUCAACAUGCCAAAAACACUAAAAUAUUCCAAUACAGUCUGUAUAGACGGCGAAAACAUUGUUCUUCCACAAUUUUGGAGUAUUUCCGAAUGUUAUGCCAAAAAUGGAAAAAAACUUGUAUUCACACAUACGCACAUUCAAACCAAAGAUAUAACUGUUAGCACAGUUCUACAUAAAUGUGUUACCAUAGAUUUCUGUGAUGGGCAAAUAGAAUACUUUGUUUAUGGUCGUCAAAUAAAUGAAGUAUCACAUUUGAAAUUGCCAAGUAUUUUUAGUAAAAGUACAAUUUUACCGAUUCUUCUGAAGAAAUUUCAAGCAAUGCAUGCUUGUGAAGGAAUUGAAUCAAGUCUGAGUCUCAUUAAAGAAAGCCAUGAAAUGGAUAAUACUCUAUGCUUUGGAUAUAACUACCACCACCGGCAAUGCUCUCUAUUAUCAUCAACUAAAAUAUGUGAGCAUUGUAACAAGUUGCAGAAAACAAUUUUACGAAGACGUCUACGAUCAUUACACCGCGCCAAAAAAACAAAUAAUGUUCUGACUACCUUAAACAUAAUGGAUUCUCAAAAACUCCAACUCUUAAAAAGAAAAUUGUAUCGUGAAAAAAAAAGAUUGAAAAAUAUGUCAAAUUAGUAUACGAGCCUUUUUUAACAUUACAGUAACGUUCAUAGCACAAUAAGAAGAAGUGAAUUCGACGAAAUGUUGAACUUAUUAUUUUCUAUAUGCUUCUAUGUAAAUAAUUUUUUUGAUAGUUUUUUAAUUUUUUUAGAUAUAUGUCUAUUUUUAUAAAACGAAUCAAUGAUAUUAAGUUUGACCAAAAAGUGAUAAUUUCCAUGACAAAUGACAAAUAUAUUUUAUAAGAUUUAACUUCUUCUGAAUGAAAUAAAACAUUUUUUGC